Molecule: messenger RNA, 627 nt
Organism: Acanthosepion pharaonis
Lineage: Eukaryota; Metazoa; Mollusca; Cephalopoda; Sepiida; Sepiidae
Source: the annotation of a GenBank genome assembly
AUGGACUUCCUGCCAAAUUUAACCAACCCAGCAUCUCUCAACAUUAUCUUCCGGGUAUCACGCACUCCACCUAUCAACACUGUAUGUCACAAUGUAGUCUUUUCUCCUUUCUCUUUUCUAUCAUCUUUCUCUUCUUUCUUUUUCUCUGCUUUUCCUUUUCUUUCUCUUUUUUCCUUUCUGUUUCUAUCUAUAUUUCCUUCAUUUCUCUCUCUUCUGCCUCACCUGCUAUCCUCUUCUGCCUCACCUGCUAUCCUCUUCUGCCUCACCUGCUACCCUCUUCUACCGCACCUGCUAUCCUCUUCCGCUCCCCCUGCUACCCUCUUCUGCCUCACCUGCUAUCCUCUUCCAACUCCCCUGCUACCUUUUUCUGCCUCUCCUGCUACCCACUUCUGCCUCACCUGCUAUCCUCUUCCGCCUCAUCUGCUAUUCUCUUCCGUCUCAACUGCUAUCUUCUUCUGCCUCACCUUCUUUCCUCUUCUGCCUCACCUGCUACCCUCUUCUGCCUCACCUGCUUUCCUCUUCUGCCUCACCUGCUUUCCUGCCUCACCUGCUACCCUCUUCUGCCUCACCUGCUAUCCUCUUCCGAUGCCCAUUUGGGAACCACUGCUCUCAAUCAGUGGUUCUUAA